UUUAUUCAUUCAUUCUUUGAACGAUACAUUUUGUCAUUGUCAUAUUUAUUAUUCUAAAGAAAGGAGUUUAUUGAAAAUAUUUUCAUUUAAUUUCUCUGUGUCAAGUCGGGCGUUCUUACAAAGCAUAUAAGAUGAGUUUUGACCUAGCGAAUAGUGGCCAAGAAAGGGAAGAUCGGAAAUACUACGAUCGCAAUAAAGGAGACGAAAUGCAAAUAUCCAGAACAGAUAUGAAUAUGUUGAUAAUGAAUUAUUUGGUAACAGAGGGAUUCAAAGAGGCUGCUAUUAAAUUUCAACAAGAGGCUGGGCUACAGGAACCAGCUCUAUGCAGCUCAUUGGAUGAGAGAAUCAUGAUCCGUGAAGCUGUGCAAACUGGUCGCAUCCCUGAUGCUAUCGCAAUGGUGAACGCCCUGCACCCAGAAUUGUUGGAUAAUGACAGAUAUUUGUACUUCCACUUACAGCAAUUGCAACUUUUGGAGUUGAUUCGCGCGGGUCGGGCAGAAGAGGCUCUAGCGUUUGCCAGCGCGACGCUCGCAGAGGCCGGUGCGAAUGAUCCCAAUGCUCUUACAGAGCUGGAGCGGUCGUUGGCCCUGCUAGCCUUCCCUGACCCUCAUGCAUCACCCUUCGCAGACUUAUUACUACCAUCACAUAGUCAAAAGAUCGCAAGUGAGCUGAACGCGGCGAUACUUAAGAUGGAGAACCAAGAGUACACCAACCCGAAGCUGUGCAGCCUUCUCCGCAUGAUCCUGUGGUCACAGAGCGAGCUCGACAAACAUAACAUCAAGUACACCAAGAUCACUGACCUCGCCAACGCCACCAUAGAGAAGCCAAAGUUGUUUGGAGGGUUCCGACGAUUUUAGGCUUAGCCAGAGACCGUCAGCCGCUUCCACCGCUGGAGACCGCAACGGAAUAAACAGGAAUAUCAAACUGUAAGACAUAGUAAACUAGCAUUUUUAUCAAUCUUAACAUUAUAGAUGUUUUACGGGUCUGACGAAAAUAAAGUAAUAUUUAUGACGCUAGGUUACUCGUAAAAUUGUAUUUUAACUUUUAAUAGGGUGAGUUUAGAUAUAAAUAAAUAAAUAGAUCCUAAUUGUUUCCUAACUUUGUUAUGUGUGCGUAAACUGGAUUUAUUGCACAUCUUAACGUGUUUUUAUUUUCGCUGCAGAUUCCAUUUGAAACCAUUGUUUUAUCGUAGUAGAGCGCAAUUACUCCAUUUCAUUUGGCUGUAAAAGUUUUAACAUUGGACAAAUAAUUUCACAUCAAUUUGAAAAAAUCUCCAUAUUUAAGUAUUUUAUAUGUAAUAUUUAGCAAUUAAACAAAUAAUUAAGAAAUAUUAAA
Messenger RNA from Spodoptera frugiperda (fall armyworm), 1335 nucleotides. RefSeq names its product glucose-induced degradation protein 8-A homolog (gene Hou). Gene Ontology annotation, cellular component: nucleus; cytoplasm. Gene Ontology annotation, biological process: proteasome-mediated ubiquitin-dependent protein catabolic process. Bases 132 to 857 code for a protein of 241 amino acids. Lineage: Eukaryota; Metazoa; Arthropoda; Insecta; Lepidoptera; Noctuidae. The transcript is spliced from 5 exons. Gene Ontology annotation, molecular function: protein binding. The record is from RefSeq and is a predicted model, not a curated record.